Molecule: messenger RNA, 150 nt
Organism: Anthostomella pinea
Lineage: Eukaryota; Fungi; Ascomycota; Sordariomycetes; Xylariales; Xylariaceae
Source: the annotation of a GenBank genome assembly
AUGGCCGACACCGACAUGGCCGAUUCCGACGGCGAAGAGACCUACACGCACUCGCAUCACAAGGGCGGCUUCCCUGGCUCGACCCCAACCGCUUCCCCUUCCCCUCCUACCUCAAGCACGGGCCGCGACACGCAAAUAACCUCGAAGUAA